AAGUAGUGGCAAGCCCUACAGUUGUACCACCAGAGAUAAAGUGAACAGUUUGUUUCGAAUGUGGAGCUAAGGCUAGCAUGGUACAAGGAUGUUUAGGAGUCCCCAGCUAGUGGCCUCACCAAGCCUAAAAGGGGCCCAUAGAUCACUCCUACUCCUACUUUCUAAAGAGGCCCUGCCGUCCAUUUGUCCCAGACACCAGAAAUGUAAUGGGAUAGAAGGAAGAAGGGCGCUCUCCCAUGGGUUCCUUGAGAGAUCAUGUUGCCUGAAGAAGGAGGAUGAAAUUCAAGGAGAACUACCUCAUGACCCUGCAAGAAAGAAAGAGAAAAUCGUCCUCAGAGAAACAUACUCAACCAACGGGUCUUCUGACACUUACAGCCCUCCAGCCCAAGAUGAACCGACUAGAAGUACUCCCAGUUCACACCGCCUGAAACUACCUAUGAACACACAUGUUUUUUGUAGUGCACAGCCACCAUCUUCACACAACCACUGUCAAACCAUUUCAAUCAAGCAUUUGAUCAAUCUUGAGACCUUGUGCAGGUCUGACCUCAAGUGCCUCUUACUGCGCAGUCAUAGCCAAGCCGGUAAGCAGAAAGGUGGUCCUACCAUACCAUGCAAUAUAGAGAGUCGACAGCAUUCUCAUUCAUCAGUGUCAUUUCUCAGUGGGUCUCAUAAGCUUCUGUUUCCUCGGUCACUUGUAUCUACACCAACACUGUGGACUCGCAGCACCUUCACAGGUAGUUUGCGGGAACAGCACCUGGCGAUCCAGGCCCGUGGUAUGCAUGGUGCUGCCCAACUGAAGGUAGCCCUGGAGGACUGCCUGUCUGCGGAGAAUGAGGCCAGGUGUCGGAAGAGGCUAGAGCCCAACGCAGCACUGUACCAGAAGGACAAGGGGAAGAGUUGGGCAUCCGUGCUGGUGUGCCUCUGCACUGUAGGGGGAGAUACUGCUUUCCUCUUCACUCUCCGCUCCAGCAUGCUCAAGGGCAGGCACAAGGGCGAUGUCUGUUUUGCAGGCGGUAAGAAAGACCCUGCGGACCAGGACGUUGUGGCCACAGCUCUGCGGGAGGCUCGUGAAGAAUUGGGGGUUACCGUGAGAGCGGAUCAGGUGUGGGGCGUUCUCAAGCCUCUGCGAGACCUGUCUGGCAUGAUGAUCGCUCCGGUACUCGCUAACCUUGGGCCCCUGGAGGCCCUGUCAUUUCGGCCUAAUCCUAGUGAGGUGGAGGAGAUCUUCACGCUCACCCUGGCUCAUGUGUGCAACCCGGUGAACCAGGGCUACACAAACUUCCGCACAGGCGACCGCUACGGCUACACUCUCCCGGUGUUCCGGAACGGGAAGCACCGUGUCUGGGGUCUCACGGCCAUAGCCUUGGAUCACACACUCAAAAUCAUUGUGUCGCCAUAGCAGCCCAGCCCACUGAUCCAUCCAUUUGCUCCCAUGGAAACCAAGCCUCAGCUGAGUUACUGCCAAAACACACAGAACUGUGAUGACUGGUAAUGCAAUGGGGGGAGGGAACUUGAUAUAUUAUCCCUUACCUCAGACACAGAAACGCAUAAAUCUCCUACUCAGGAGGUUAAAACCGAUCUGAAAAAUGACUUCAAAUAUGCUUCGGCUAUUUCUGAUCAGGUAACACGAUAGGUGUGGUCUGGCAUAUCUGGCGGCGCUGGUGUCCCUUUCCUCUUGCUUUAACUUCUAUGGCCAUUGUAAAAUAAUGGCCGUAAGCAAAAGCCUGGAAUAAAAAGUCAUCCGUUUUCAUUUCUCUUAAAUAAUUGCAGUCUUUCUAUGUAAAGACAUCCAGUUAAAAUGAUUAUGAUAUGAUACAAUUAUAAGGCAAAUAUGAUACAAGGAAACAAGUGUGGUAUUUCAUUUGGAUUUCCCUGGCCAUAUUCUUAUUACUGGUCAAGGAACAAUAUCAAGUAUAUUAAUAUAUAUUAAACAUUUUCCUGCACCAUGGAAGUUUAAGGCAAUUGGCAAAAGGAAUUUUGAAUGCAAUAUACAUGUGCUCUAAUGCAAUAAGAUUUAAUUGCAGUCAAGUAAGAUAAUUCUAUCCCACAGUUAAUGUACAUUAUCACACAGAGAUGUACUAAUAUAAAUAUUUCAAAUAAAUGUAUUUAAUGACAUGAUGGUUGAAA
Clupea harengus (Atlantic herring) is the source of this 2127-nucleotide messenger RNA. It is a transcript of the gene nudt8, whose product is annotated as nudix hydrolase 8. The record is from RefSeq and is a predicted model, not a curated record. Lineage: Eukaryota; Metazoa; Chordata; Actinopteri; Clupeiformes; Clupeidae. Gene Ontology annotation, molecular function: coenzyme A diphosphatase activity.